Messenger RNA from Sphenostylis stenocarpa, 363 nucleotides. The record is from the annotation of a GenBank genome assembly. Lineage: Eukaryota; Viridiplantae; Streptophyta; Magnoliopsida; Fabales; Fabaceae.
AUGCGAUAUGUCCUAAAUAUAUCCCCAUCACUAUACUUGCAGGUGAAGAAACUCCAUCAAGAGAAGAAAAUUGACCUGUUGGUUGACAAGGACCUGAAAAACAACUAUGACAGGAUUGAACUUGAUGAAAUUGUGCAAGUGGCUCUUUUAUGUACUCAGUACCUUCCAAGUCACAGACCCAAGAUGUCUGAAGUGGUUAGGAUGCUUGAAGGAGAUGGUCUUGCAGAGAAAUGGGAAGCCUCACAGAGAGCUGAAUCAACAAGAUGUAGAGGAAAUGAACUCUCCUCUUCAGAGCGCUACUCUGAUCUCACUGAUGACUCUUCACUACUUGCACAAGCAAUGGAACUUUCUGGGCCAAGAUAA